Molecule: messenger RNA, 837 nt
Organism: Aspergillus affinis
Lineage: Eukaryota; Fungi; Ascomycota; Eurotiomycetes; Eurotiales; Aspergillaceae
Product: TFIIIC subunit 6 family protein
Exons: 1
Coding region: 1-837 (278 amino acids)
Source: RefSeq, a predicted model, not a curated record
AUGGUUCCUCGAUCGAGCUCCCCGCUAACAGAAAGCACCCCGGCGUCUCUCCCCGCGCAGACCUUCUAUCUCACUCUAGACCUAGCGUCAAACCAGACUAUGGGCCGACCCUCAAAACGACGUCAAGAGUCGCAAUCGGCUACUACCGCCGGUGCCCUACCGACAGAUCCUUCGCACGGUGACAGCAACGAGCCUGCGCUGGCCAGCACGGAAAUCGACUCAAACCCCGAAGAGCGCGUGCAGAUCCUUGGCCUUCAUACCCCAAAUCCGAUCGUUUCCUACAGGAACCAGAUCUUUAAUUGUGCCUGGGCCGAUCAAAUUGGCACCGAGCUCCUCUUCGCACCUCCCGAAGUCGAUGCGGGCUUGGAGCCCGUGACGCCGACAAACCCGCUGAGGCGCGGGAAAGAUUUUGAUCUGAUCGCGGCGAAUAGCGUGAAGAUUCUCGGACGCAAGGCCAACCUCAUCUCCAGUACUGGGCCUCCACCACCAGUGGAGCCGUUGGAUACCGAGGCAGCACCGGACGCGGACCCCGCAACGGCCCGCAAAACAGGCGUUCUCUCGAAUCAGGCCCGCUUCCUAGAGCGGCUUCAAAGCAUCAAGCAAGCCAAGGGCGAGACCGAUACUAUACGCAGUUCCUUCAGUUUACGGCGGAAUCAGAACCUCGAGGAACGGUUACGCGGGUGGGCGCAGACGGACGAGCAGCUAGCAGAUAUCCAGCGCCUCAACGAGGAGGCUAUUCAGGGAAAUACCACUGCAAUGGCGGACCUAGAGAACUUGUGCAUUCAACUUGGGUCCCAAGAUCCCGGGUUGUCCGGAGAGCCUUCCCAGUCGCGAUGA